AUGAGGAUCGCAGCAGGCCUUCCUCACGACCUUUGGAAAGAGACCGUGGAAGCAUCCUGCUAUCUACGGAAUCGAACCCCUCGAGCCCCUAGGACUACGAAUUCAACUCCGAAUUCGUCAGAAGACUGGAAAACACCUCUUGAGCUCUUUACGAAGAAGGAUCAACCUCAACAGCAUGCCCAGCUCAAGGCCUACGGCUGUAGGGCCUACGCUAUGACUUCUAACGCACAGCUAGGCAAGAAAAAGAGGCAGAAGCUUGAUCCACGGUCACAUAUAGGAUACCUGGUUGGAUAUAAUUCGACUAAUAUCUUCCGGAUCUGGAUUCCGCAACGAAGAAAGGUUAUUUCGACUAGGGAUGUUAUUUUUGACGAAUUUACCUAUUUUGAUGGGAAAUUCGAGCAGCCGCAGCUGCUUCCUAGCAUCAAUGAUCUUAUUCAACGCGUUGAGAUACCGGAGGACCAGAAAAUCAACCAGGAAAUCCUUGACGAAGAAUCGGAGCUUGAGAGCGUGUUCGACGAAGACUCAGACGAGGAAGACGAAGAGGAACAGACCGACCCAGACGAAGAAGACUAUAAGAGGAAGUGCAAAGCUCGACUUGUGGUCUGCGGCAACCAGCAGGAAAGGGGGGAUCUACCGACUCGAGCAACGACCCUAGCAGGGAUGUCUUUCCGGGCACUCAUGGCUAUUGCAGCAGAAUUCGACCUCGAACUUGAUCAAAUGGAUGCAGUAAACGCCUUCGUUAACUGUCCACUCGAGGAAGAGGCAGAAUUCUUUUACUCCGGAAAGCCCUAUACGGUCUACGAAGAUCCCCUCUACUUUGGCAACAGCACCUUACCCGAUCCCUAG
Hirsutella rhossiliensis is the source of this 846-nucleotide messenger RNA. RefSeq names its product reverse transcriptase (RNA-dependent DNA polymerase) domain-containing protein. The transcript has 3 exons. Lineage: Eukaryota; Fungi; Ascomycota; Sordariomycetes; Hypocreales; Ophiocordycipitaceae. The record is from RefSeq and is a predicted model, not a curated record. The coding region runs from base 1 to 846 and encodes 281 amino acids.